AAAAGUGGCAACCUCAAAUUGACGUGAUUUUUAAAGCGAAAAAUAUAUUAAAUUUUUACUAAAAUAUCCUGUAAAUUUUUGAUAAAAUAAUUAUUUAUGAAAUUUAAAUAGAUUUUAAAUGGUAUUGUGGAAAAUCCAAAUGUUAUUUUAGCUUUAUAGAAUUAAAAUGUUACAGUAAAAUAAAAUGUUACGUGUUGAAAAGAAUUUGUGACGUCAUAUCGUAUGAUAUUAAAUCUCGACGAUGAUUGGUCAGUUUUCUUUCAAAUCAAUUCAUUCGCUAUUACUUGUUAGUAUUUACAUGAACAAGAAAACUGUCAACCAUUUUUAAACAAUGAAUUUUUUAAAAAAGUAUUUUGUGUUAAAGUAAAGAAACGAUUUUAUUUUUUUUAAGUGUAACAGCUAAUUUAUAAUAAAGUUGUAUUAAAAUUUAAAAAAUAAUAAUGGAACAGUCCAUGGAUUUGGGAGAAUACCUCCCAAAUAGCACAGGUACGGGAACAAUUGAUCCAAUGAUGGAUAUGAUUUUCAAGGAAGAAGAUGCUAUAUCAUUCAUAAAAGAUAUUUCGCCGGAAAUGUUAAGUAAUUUUUUAGAAGAUAUUGACAAAAUGGAAUUUACUGAUGAAAUUCUGUCAUCUUAUUCAAAUGAACAAGCUAUUAAUAUUUUAAAUCAUUCUAUUACAAAUAAUAUCAAAAAUGAGCCUAUUGAAAUUGAAGAGGAACACAUUUAUUCAAAUAAUUUACCAAGAGGGACUACAAAUAGUGCAUCACUUUUACCAUCAAUGUCAAAUUCUCAUAUUUAUAAACCAGCCGUUGCUGUUGACCCCUUGUUAGGAGCCACAAAUUUCAAUUCAGUAGACUGUAGCUCGUCUAGUAGUAGCAGUUUAUGUGAUAGUCCAUUGCACAGUCCUCAAUUAAAUAUAUCUGCAUCGCCAACAUUGCAACAAAAUAUAACAAAUUACGGAUCAAACCAUUUCAGUAAUAAAUCAUCUGAAGCUAUGAAAAAUUUAUCUUCAUCACCGCAACAAAUUGAUCAGCUUGUUAAUAAUACCUCAAGUAAAAUUUUGAACAAUCAGAGCUCUCAACAAGCUUCUAAUCAACAACAACAAAUGCAAAAACAGCAACAGCAGUCACCACAGCAACAACAACAAUCAUCACAGCAACAUCAGCAAGCCUUAGCAGCCUUACACCAGCCUCAAAUUGUGUAUACAACAAAUCAGCCGCUUACGAUUACAAAUCCAACUGCAACUCAAACAUUUGUGGUACAGAAUACAAAAACCCCUAUUACUAAUGUGUUACCAACAUUAGCAACAUUACAAGCCUCAUCUCCAUCAGUUAAAUCUACUCAACAAUCAUCAUUAAAUCAAAAUAAAAAACAUCAAUUGCAACAACAGCAAAAUCAAAAUUCUAAUGCAACAUCAACGCCAGUCGUAAAACAAAUUCAGCAAUUACCUCAAGUGUUGACUUUACAGAGCGUUGGGGGGAAUGAUAAACUGGUCUUGCAAACAUCGAGUCCAACUCUUAUGUACGCAACUACUGCAACACCAGUUACAACAACAACGACACAGAACAUUCACGCCUUGGUAAAUGGGGCCAUUUUAACGACAACUCAAAUACCAGUGGUUUUAGAAACUGGAUCUGAAAAUAAAGUUCAAAUUAAUCGUGUCCCUCCAAAAAUCAAAGAAGUUAAACGUUCUGCGCAUAAUGCUAUAGAAAGACGUUACAGGACUUCGAUAAAUGAUAAAAUUACUGAAUUGAAAAAUAUUGUUGUUGGGGAAAGUGCGAAGCUAAAUAAAUCUGCUGUUUUAAGAAAAGCUGUAGAUAAAAUUCGCGAACUUCAACGGCAAAAUACAGAUUUAAAGACCGAAGUUAAACGUUUGCAGCGUGAAUUAAUGGCGAAGGACGGUUCUAAAGUUAAAGAUUUACUUGUACCCAAGAUUAACCGUAAUGUUACCACCAAAAAUAUAAUUGAAGAAGAUAAUUUCUAUGGUGGUAAAUCUAUAUCUUCAGUGCAGUCCAUAAUGACCCCACCCAGAAGUGAUGAAUCUAAUCCCUCCUUAUCACCCGCACAUUCCGAUGUUUCUCUGCCACCGUCACCAUAUCAAGCUUCUAUUAAUAACGGUGCUUUAAAGGAAGAGUGUGAUUUUAUACCAUCAGUGCGAGGUAUGGCAUCUCAUAGUCGUUUAACAUUAUGUAUGUUUAUGUUUGCCGUUUUGACUAUAAAUCCAUUUAAAAUGUUUUUCAACGGAAUAUCGCAACACACUCAACUGGAGGAUAUGGUUGGUAAUGAUUUCAGUAGUGGCAGGAUUCUUCAAGCACUUGAUGACGGCGAUUCUUACGGUUCUUUUUUCACAUGGCAUGGAUUUAGUACAUCUCUAGCAUUGUGGACAGUAAACUUAACUGUAUUGCUUUGUUGUUUAAUAAAAUUGCUUGUUUAUGGCGAUCCAGUCCUCGAUCCAAGUUCACCAGCUUCGGAGGCUUAUUGGAAACGCAAAAAAAGAGCAGAUUUGGAAUUUUCAAAGGGAAAUUCUUCAGGCGCUUACAGUGACUAUUUACUCUGUUUGCAAACUUUUGGUAUAACAUUACCAGCAUCAAGAAUAGAAGCAAUAACAGCAACAACAUGGCAGUUUGUCCGACUUUUUUUUCAUCGUAUAUGGAUUGGACGUUAUUUAUCACGAAAAGCAGGAGGAUUAUUUUGUUCCACAAAAGCACGUAGUGAUGCUUUAGUAUCAGCUCGUGAAUUAUCACUUGUAUUCCAUCGUUUAAAUCAACUGCAUUUAGCAACGAAAAUGUCAGACAGUCAUGGCUUAAUGUUAUCAUUAUUCGCCGUCAACAUGGCUGAAGCUUCAACUGCUGUUAUGAAUCCAUCAGACUUAGUUGAUAUAUAUAUGACAGCUGCAUUACGAGUUAAAAGAACAUAUCCAACUUAUUUGCAAUUUUUUGGAAGAUAUUAUGUCAGCAAAGCAAAACAGGAGAGCUCUAAAGUGUGUGGUCAAAUACAUAAGUUUCAAUGGGCUUUCAAACCCUAUGGAUAUCGAUAUUUUAUCUCGCAUGGUUUUAACCGCACAUCUGACGAGAUAUUAUUUGCUAAUGUGAAUAACAAAGCCGACCCAAUGGUAUAUGUUAUGAAACAAUACAGAGAACAUCUUUUGAACAAGGCUAUAAGAUGUCUAGUUGGAGCGGUUAAAUUUCGUCAACAUGAUAAUAGUAAUUAUAAUGGCGGUUCUACUGUUCAUCAAGAAAAUUCGCAAAAAACUGAAAGUACUCCAUCAGCCCCAAAUAUUCGUUCUGGUUCUUUAGUAAGUGAUGUUUUAAAUUAUACAAUUAUCUUAAACGAUACUAUGUCUGGGGAAGGAGAUUUAACAAAUAAGGACUCGAUUGUUGAAUGGUGGUCUAGUUUGUUAAUUAUUGCUGCAUACUGGUUGUUAGGAGAAGAUGAACAGGCAGCUGAACUAUACGAUGUUGUUGAUAAAUUACCAGAACAAUUGAAUUAUGAAGGUGAAACAUUACCAAAAGCAUUGCACAGCAUAUUUCAAGCAAAGAAAUUAUUACUUUCUGAAGGAGAAAAAGACAUAUCAAAGAUAUACAAACUUUGUUAUGAAGCUAGCAAAUUUCUUCAAGAUAGUUUGGCUUGCAAUAAAAUAAAAUCUGCUAAAGAAAAAAAAUUGCUAUUUCAAUUACUUGCAUGUGAUUGGAUUCUUGAAGCUCGAACAGCUCUUUGGGAAAUUGAAAAUGUUGCUACAGAUGAUGAUGGAUAUUAUCAAGUUCCAGGAGAUGUCUUGGAAAAAUUUCAAACUGACUUAAAUUUAAUGCGUUGUAUUGUAGAGGAAAUACCAAAUGGACAGUCUCGUGUUUAUCUCUAUGAAGCAGUGUGUCGUUUAAUGGCGGGAGCAGCCCCUGGUCCGACACAAGAACUCCUUGAUCGGAGUUUGAGAUACCGUCAAUCACGAUCAUCAAUUAUUUGUGGUGGUAAAGACAAAAAUUCACAAUUUGAAGGUGGAGAACGAGAGCGAGCUGCAGCAAUGUAUGUUGCUUGCAAGUAUUUACCAUCAGCAUUAUUAUCAUCCCCUGGUGAAAGAGCGGGUAUGCUAUCAGAAGCAGCUAAAACAUUAGAAAAAAUUGGAGAUAAACGUAGAUUGAAAGACUGUUAUCAAUUAAUGAAAUCACUUGGCAGUGGAUCUGUUACAAAUUAAAAAUUCAAAGAUAUUAAAAGAAGAAUGUAUAAAAUUGUGAAAUAAAUGAAAUAUUUAUUUACAUAUUAAUUUUAUAGAAUAAAUUUAUAUAACACACAGAUAAAAUUUUAUGAAAUCAUUCAUACUUCUUUUUUUAUUUUGAUUAUUUUGAUAUAAUUCUGACAAAGUGACAUAAAAAUAUAUUUUAUACGUCAAUAGUCCACAUAUACAAAUAUAAAUAUAACAUUGUAAAUCUAUUAUAAUUUCUAUGUAAAUAGCAAUAAGUAAGGGAAAGUACUGAACCGUAAUUUAAAACGAUAGUUAUAAUUGCAAAUAGAAAAAAAUACAUGAUACCUAUGUUAUUUAAUUUUUAAUAAAGGUGUUUCUUUUUUUUUUUCUUUGCACCAAAAUGAAAAGUAAAUUUAAUUUAAAAUACAAAAUAAAAACAAACAUAAUAUUAUUCAUAACUUAUUAAAUUUAAUUCAUAAACAAUGUAAAAAUUUUAGAAUUUAUGGAUAUUUUUUUUUUUUUUCAAAAUUACUUAUUUCUCUGGAAGUUUAUUUUUUAUUUUUUAAUAAUAGUAAUUCAUAAACCAAACCAUUAAUGGUUUUUUAAAUAGUUUUAUGAACUUUUACAUAUAUACAAACCAUAUGUGUGUAUAUAUGGUUUUUGUAUCAUUUUAAAAGUAGAUGAUAUAUUGCUGUAUCAAAAUUUUAGAAUCUUUAUUUCUAAAUCCGUGCAGAAUCCGAAAAAGAAUUUUCGCAAAUAUUUAGAACAAUCUGAUAAACGUUCGGAUGUUCGGAAUAUGAACACAAAACUAAAGUUUUUUCCUGUGACAAUUAGUUACGAAAAAUUUAUUUACAUACAUUAGAAAAACUUUUUUAAAAUGUAAUUUAAAAAAGUAAUCAAAAUAUUAGUACAAAUGCGAAAUUGCUUUUAAAAGCAGUUUAAGAUUCUUUCAAUAUUAAUUGAAAAUAAAAAUAUAAAGGUAUGGAAUUUUAAAAAUUUGUACUCUUUGGUGUCUUCUUUGGGCUUCGUCAUUUUUUUUUUUUUAGCACACACUUUUUCUACAAACCAAAACCUACUAUGCAGUAAAUUCCAAAUUUGUAGUUCGAAGAAAAUUAUAACAGAAGAGGACUGAAAGAAUUCAAGUGUAUAAAAAACUUUAUGAACUUCAUACGCUGAAUUUUCAAAUGCAACAAUUUACAUUUAUAAUGUUUUUUGAAAUGAAACAGAUCCAUAAAUUUUUUUCAAUUCUAUUAACAUCUUUCUUUUUAUUAAAAAGGAAAAAUGUUAACAGAAUAAAUAUGUAAGACAUUUUCAAAUUAGAAAAUUAAUUUUCGUCUUGAAGUGGUAGAUACGCUAUAGUGUAUGUAUGUAUAUAAGCAUAAAAUGUAUUAAAGGCAUGUUAAAAGUGAUUUGUUACAGACUUGCUUUUGAUUAAAGUUACAUAUUUGGAUAAUAACUUUAAUUAUGUAUAGUUGGAUAAUAUAUAAUAACUUUAUCUUAUAAAGACAUAAGCAUAUUAAAGAUUUACAUGUUUUUUUUUCUAAUUUUGAGAAUUUACUUUAAAAUUUUUUAGUAUUUAUACAUAUUUUCAUUUAAUUUACUUUAAAAAAGAAAAAUAAACUAAAUCAAAAACAAUGAUGGGAAAACAUACAAAUGUCAGUAAUACAGUAGAAAAUAAAAUUGUAAUUUUUAAUUAUUAAUUUUCAAUAAGCCUAACUUGCUUUACGUUUAUUAUUAUAACUUAUAAUUACAUCAAAGGAAAUGCAUAUAAUUAUUUACAUA
Messenger RNA from Condylostylus longicornis, 5957 nucleotides. It is a transcript of the gene SREBP, whose product is annotated as sterol regulatory element-binding protein 1. The record is from RefSeq and is a predicted model, not a curated record. Gene Ontology annotation, cellular component: nucleus. Bases 441 to 4187 code for a protein of 1248 amino acids. Gene Ontology annotation, biological process: regulation of transcription by RNA polymerase II. NCBI's taxonomy places the organism in Eukaryota, Metazoa, Arthropoda, Insecta, Diptera, Dolichopodidae. The transcript is spliced from 9 exons. Gene Ontology annotation, molecular function: protein dimerization activity; DNA-binding transcription factor activity, RNA polymerase II-specific; RNA polymerase II cis-regulatory region sequence-specific DNA binding.